CUUACCCUUAUGGCCUUAUCAUCAUCGUGAUAGCUUCCAGUACCCCACAUCCUCCAUCGUUGCGCUCAUCGAAUGUCGCCUCCCACAAGCUGCUGGUAGCUCGAAUCUGUAAUCCCCUUUUCUUCCACCAUCUACAAUUGUUUUAAUACAUCGAUUCCAACUUCUGGUGCUUCUCCAGCUGAUCGAUUCCAUCGUUGCAAUUGAUUCGGAGCCUGCAAACAAUUUCUGCAACAGGGAAGAUAGAAAAAAGAAAAGAUGGUGUUUGCAACAGCCAUAAGUUCAUGUCCACAUCUUCAUUUCCCAAAGAGACUUUCUGCAACUCAAAAAAAGAUCAGAUGUUGUUCAACUAUCUCAUCAUCAAUCUCUACCACCUUUGACCUUAAAACUUAUUGGUCAACUCUAAGAGAAGAAAUUAAUCAGAAGCUUGAUGAAGCUAUACCUGUCCAGUACCCUAAUCAAAUCUAUGAAUCCAUGCGUUACUCUGUUCUUGCAAAAGGAGCAAAAAGAGCACCGCCAGUUAUGUGUGUUGCCGCCUGUGAACUCCUUGGCGGCAACCGCCUUGCCGCCUUCCCCACCGCCUGUGCCCUUGAAAUGGUCCACGCGGCCUCUCUAAUCCAUGACGACUUACCAUGCAUGGAUGACGAUCCUUCCCGCCGUGGUCAACCCUCAAACCACACUGUCUUCGGUAUGGACAUGGCAAUCCUGGCGGGAGACGCCCUAUUCCCGCUAGGGUUCCGCCACAUCGUCUCCCACACCCCCACAAACCUCGUCCCCCAAACCCAACUCCUCCACGUCAUCACCGAAAUCGCCCGAGCCGUGGGGUCCACUGGCAUGGCCGCGGGUCAAUUCGUUGACCUCGAGGGCCCACCAAACACUGUAGAAUUCAUCCACGAAAAGAAAUACGGUGAGAUGGGCGAGUGCUCGGCGGUUUGUGGCGGUUUACUGGCGGGCGGUAAUGAUGAUGAGAUCCAACGGUUGAGAAGGUACGGGCGGGCGGUGGGGAUUUUGUAUCAAGUAGUGGAUGAUGUUUUGGAGGCGAAAAUGAAAGGGGAGGAGAAGACGGGGAAGAGUUAUGUGGCGGUUUAUGGUGUUGAUAGGGCGGUGGAAGUGGCGGAGGAGUUGCGGGUGGAGGCUAAGAGGGAGUUGGAGGGUUUUGAGAAGUAUGGUGACAAGGUUUUACCGUUAUAUAGUUUUGUAGAUUAUGCGGUUGAUAGAGGGUUUAGUUUUGCUUGAUAAGGUUUCAUUCUGUUAAAUUCUGUAAUCUUUGUCAUCUUUUAAAUAAGGACUCUAGUUGUCUUAUAUAGUUUAGUUUUGUUUGGAAAAGGAAAUAAAAAAGUAUUUUAGUCAAAACGAAUGUGUUGUAUUUGGAUUGCAUUGUGAUCUUUUUAUUUUACUUAAUGAUAAUAUAUGCAUAAAAGCA
Messenger RNA from Lactuca sativa (garden lettuce), 1420 nucleotides. RefSeq names its product geranylgeranyl reductase (gene GGR). Gene Ontology annotation, molecular function: prenyltransferase activity. Gene Ontology annotation, biological process: isoprenoid biosynthetic process. The record is from RefSeq and is a predicted model, not a curated record. NCBI's taxonomy places the organism in Eukaryota, Viridiplantae, Streptophyta, Magnoliopsida, Asterales, Asteraceae.